GUGACAGAUGACCAUUCUCCAUUCUUCAAUGGUUGGAAUUGCUGUAGCAUUUCAAUCGGAUUGUAUUCGUUGCGUAAACCUAAACCGCCAUUAUGGGCUUAUACACAAGAGUCGCACCAAUAUUAUAACGAAAACGUUUAGCAAUAAGUUUUCUAGGCCUCUGAAGACUCAUUGGAGUCAAUUUUCCUUGACUACCUUACAGUGCCAAGUGGAAAAAAACUCUACUAGUAUGGUUUCUUUUCGCCGGUGGACAGUAUUCUCUGUUUGGGUUUCAUUUCUUGUUUAUGCUUUUGGUUUUGCUCCAGGAAGUUUUGGAGAUGUCGAAUGGCUGAAGAAGCUGGUCAGUAAUCCGUUUCAUCCAGAAGUGAAUUCUAUUUUUGUGUUUAUCUUUAAUGGUCUUGGUGUGUUACCUGCUCUAUAUUCUUCUUUUCUACUUCCAAGAGAGAAGAGAGAUUCACUGAAAGCUUGGCCAUUUUUAAUCGUAUCGUUAUUUCUCGGCUUUUUUGCUUUAGGUCCUUAUCUUGGUCUUCGCAAGCCAAGAUAUAGUUUGAUCAAUGAGGAUGAGUACCAACCAACGUUGACUGAGAAUAAUUGGUUCCGAUAUAGUUUGUUCGUUUUCGUGGUUGUAUUGUAUAUAUUUGGUUUAAAGAUAUUUCCACUGCUUUCUACGACUGGAGAUGGUAUGCCUUGGGAUAUUUCACUACUUUCGGAAUGGGACGAGUAUGUACAACUGUUCCAUACCAAUCGACUCGUACACGUAUCUUCUAUUGACUUUUUCAUUCUUUGCAUGUUUUUGGUGGAACCAUUAUUCGAAGAUAUGAAGUUACGAGGCUUUUUUCGAGAUAGUCUAUUAUUAGAUAGAUGGCUAUGGAUAGUAUCGUGGGUGGUUCCCUUAAUAGGACCAAGUAUAUAUCUUUGUACGAGACCCAAACGGAACAACAAUAAGGAAUAAAUGACCCCAACAAUAGAAUGUACACAACUCUACAAAAAUG
Molecule: messenger RNA, 992 nt
Organism: Galdieria sulphuraria
Lineage: Eukaryota; Rhodophyta; Bangiophyceae; Galdieriales; Galdieriaceae
Exons: 3
Coding region: 29-952 (307 amino acids)
Source: RefSeq, a predicted model, not a curated record